Cydia fagiglandana is the source of this 1671-nucleotide messenger RNA. Its product is annotated as spidroin-2-like. Gene Ontology annotation, molecular function: extracellular matrix structural constituent conferring tensile strength. The transcript is spliced from 6 exons. Lineage: Eukaryota; Metazoa; Arthropoda; Insecta; Lepidoptera; Tortricidae. Gene Ontology annotation, biological process: extracellular matrix organization. The record is from RefSeq and is a predicted model, not a curated record. The annotation marks the transcript as partial.
AUGCUGAAGCACAAGGAACAUACGGACCACAAGGCCCACAAGGACCAGCUGGACCACAAGGACCAGCUGGACCAUACGGACAACAACAACAACAACAAGCUAGCGCUGCAGCCUCUGCCCAAGCACGAUCACAAGGACCAGGCGGACCACAAGGACCAGCUGGACCACAAGGAUCAGGAGCUUCUGCUAGUGCUGCCGGUUCUGCUCAAGCAGAAUCAUACGGACCACAGGGACAACGAGGAUCAGCAGCUUCUGCUAACGCUGCCGGCUCUGCUCAAGCAGGGACAACGAGGAUCAGCAGCUUCUGCUAACGCUGCCGGCUCUGCUCAAGCAGGUCGAUCAUACGGACCACAGGGACCACAAGGAUCAGCAGCUUCUGCUAGUGGACCAAAAGGACCAGGAGCUUCAGCUGGCGCUUCUGCUACUGUUAAUGUUUCAUCACGUCCAGAAGAGAUCAUCAUCAUUGAGGAGCAACCAGAAGUGACCGUGACUGCCAACGCUAACGCCAAUGCUGAAGCACAAGGAACAUACGGACCACAAGGCCCACAAGGACCAGCUGGACCACAAGGACCAGCUGGACCACAAGGACCAGCUGGACCAUACGGACAACAACAACAACAACAAGCUAGCGCUGCAGCCUCUGCCCAAGCACGAUCACAAGGACCAGGCGGACCACAAGGACCAGCUGGACCACAAGGAUCAGGAGCUUCUGCUAGUGCUGCUGGCUCUGCUCAAGCAGGAUCACGAGGACCAUGGGGACCACAAGUACAAGGAGCUUCAGCUAACGCUGAUGCCUCAGCCCAAGCAGAAACAUCCCGACCACAGGGACCACAAGGAUCAGGAGCUGCUGCUACUGCUGCCGGCUCUGCUCAAGCAGGAGCAUACGGACCACAAGGACAACAAGGAUCAGGAGCUUCUGCUUACGCUACCGGCUCUGCUCAAGGACAACGAGGAUCAGCAGCUUCUGCUAACGCUGCCGGCUCUGCUCAAGCAGGUCGAUCAUACGGACCACAGGGACCACAAGGAUCAGCAGCUUCUGCUAGUGGACAACGAGGAUCAGCAGCUUCUGCUAACGCUGCCGGCUCUGCUCAAGCAGGUCGAUCAUACGGACCAUGGGGACCACAAGGAUCAGGAGCUUCUGCUAGUGCUGCCGGCUCUGCUCAAGCAGGAUCAUACGGACCACAGGGACCAAAAGGACCAGGAGCUUCAGCUGGCGCUUCUGCUACUGUUAAUGUUUCAUCACGUCCAGAAGAGAUCAUCAUCAUUGAGGAGCAACCAGAAGUGACCGUGACUGCCAACGCUAACGCCAAUGCUGAAGCACAAGGAACAUACGGACCACAAGGCCCACAAGGACCAGCUGGACCACAAGGACCAGCUGGACCAUACGGACAACAACAACAACAACAAGCUAGCGCUGCAGCCUCUGCCCAAGCACGAUCACAAGGACCAGGCGGACCACAAGGACCAGCUGGACCACAAGGAUCAGGAGCUUCUGCUAGUGCUGCCGGUUCUGCUCAAGCAGAAUCAUACGGACCACAGGGACAACGAGGAUCAGCAGCUUCUGCUAACGCUGCCGGCUCUGCUCAAGCAGAAUCAUACGGACCACAGGGACAACGAGGAUCAGCAGCUUCUGCUAACGCUGCCGGCUCUGCUCAAGCAGGUCGAUCAUAC